Lampris incognitus (smalleye Pacific opah) is the source of this 3891-nucleotide messenger RNA. Its product is annotated as neurocan core protein-like. The transcript has 20 exons. Gene Ontology annotation, molecular function: calcium ion binding; hyaluronic acid binding. NCBI's taxonomy places the organism in Eukaryota, Metazoa, Chordata, Actinopteri, Lampriformes, Lampridae. Bases 1 to 3891 code for a protein of 1296 amino acids. The record is from RefSeq and is a predicted model, not a curated record. Gene Ontology annotation, biological process: cell adhesion.
AUGCGCGUGAGUGGGCGAGCGAGAACGGGGGAGCGCCGGCGUGGCCGCUAUCAGGGCGGACAGACGUGUGCUGAUCGGCGCAGAGCUGGAUUCAAAAUGGUGUCUACUCUGGGUGACCCUGGACGGCACGUCCUCUUGGCCCUGAUGGUGUUGCUGUACUUUGGUUUGGUUUUUAACUUAUUUUCUGGUGUUGUUUUUUCUUCAGGUACAGCCUCCUCCAUGGUGAACAUGCGUAGAAUAACAUAUCCAACAGUACAAGGAACUCUGGCUGGCAGAGCCCUCCUCCCAUGUGUCUUCACCAUCCAAGCCAGCUCCUCCAGCCAACCUCCUCACAUCUUGUGGACAUACCUCAGGCCACCAGCAGGGAGACAGGGGGGGCCUCUGGAGCAGACAGUGCUCUCUGCUCAAGGUGACGUGAUUAAGGUGAAUAAAGCUUUCAACGGCCGCGUCAGGCUCCUGGGAUACGCCGUCAACCCCCUCAAUGCCACCAUGGAGAUCCACAGUCUCCGUGCCAAUGACUCGGGCACCUACCACUGUCAGGUCGCCAUGGGAAACAGCUACGAGAGAGACGCCGUGCCCCUGGUGGUUUCUGGUGUGGUGUUUCACUACCAGAACCCCAUUGCCCGCUAUGCCCUUACGUUUGCUGAUUCCCAGCGGGUUUGCCAGGAGAACUCGGCUGAAAUAGCCACUGCAGCGCAGCUGUGGGCUGCUUUUCAUGAUGGCUUGGCUAGCUGUGCAGCCGGCUGGCUGGCAGACCAGACUGUCCGCUAUUCUGUCCAGUCGCCAGAGCUUGGUUGUUAUGGACACAAGGAGUACUUAGCUGGAGUGAGGAAUUAUGGGAAGAGAGACCCAAAUGAGCUGUUUGAUGUUUACUGUUUUGCAAAAGAACUUGACGGUGAGGUGUUCCACUCCUCAGUUCCAGGGAGGCUAUCGUUGUCUUCAGCCUCAGAUCGCUGUGUGUCUCUGGGUGGACAACUGGCAACGGUGGGGCAGCUUUACCUUGCCUGGAGGGCUGGCCUGGAGAGUUGUACCCCGGGCUGGCUCUCCGAUGGCAGCGUUCGCUACCCUGUUACAUGGCCACGGCAGGACUGUGGAGGGGACCGACCAGGAGUCCACACCGUCACAUCCAACAGCACCACUGACAACAGCACAGCGCUCUACGAUGCUUACUGCUACAGAGGUCAUGUGAAAAAGACAAGCUCUAUCUCUAAGAUCUACACUUCCUUAUGGAAACCCUGGAGCUACCUGGUGGGCUCAAGUGACCCAGACUCCCCAGAUCCAAACGGUCUUGGAAACACCACAGAGCCAAAUGCCACCACAAGAGCAUCAUCAGAUGGCGCUGACCGUUUACCCUCCAACUGGACAGGAUUGGUUGACCUAGAGGAGGAGUCCAGUGCCGAUGCAUCCUCAGACCCCUGGUCCUCUGACUUCUUCGAAUCGUAUGUGACCAUCCAGCUAAACCCAGGGGAGAGCUCCGUGGACUGGACGGAGCCUUUAGAGCCGGGUCCAGACUCUGGAGAGUUUCUCAGAGCCCCGGUCUCUGUCACUGCCAACCCACAUCCCACUCCUACAGAGAAGAAGGUGAUCUCAAAGAUCAUAAAGUCCAUAUGGAAGCCAUGGAACUACCUAGCAGGUGCUGGUGAUGAGGAAGUCACCCCAACUACAAGUGGUCCAGAGGUGGAAAGAGCGAGACCAGCCAUGGGGAGCCAAACAAAUGCCCCAUCACUUCCCUCCAACACAACGACUCCAGCUUUGCUAUCCUGGGGUAAAAUGUGGCUCAGUGGUCUGGCCAAGGAUAUUUCCACAACAGUCAGUAAAGAAUCACCAAGCCAUCCAUUAGCUGUCUCCCAACUUUCUGCCAACCUCCCUCUGACUAUGGAGAAGAAUGAUAGUGGGUUAGAUUCAAAGACGCAACAGCCUACAACGUUUAGCCCUGCGACAGAAACCACCCCAUCUACCAGAAGGGGAACCUGGGUCCGUGUUGGGCCCUCUCAAGCGGAGACCACCACCAAACCAGGUGACAAGAAGGAGGAGAUGGCGACGUCCAAAGCCAGCGGUCGAGGAGGAAGAGGAAGGGGGAAAAAGAGGGGAGAGGAGAGGAUGAGAGGAGAGAAGGGCAAAGGAGAUGAGGAGGGGAGUGGAGGAGAGCUUGCCGGUGUGGAGGCAAAAGGGGAAAUACAAUUCACCCGUCGCCUGGUUGGAACCAGCAAACCCAGAGAAAGAUCCAGAGAAAGAUCUAGAGAGAGGAGUCACAGGAGAGGGCAGUCCACAACCACGACCAGUCCAGCCACUACUGCCGCUAGUGUUUCCCAGUCCAUAGCUAUGUCCACUGCCGCAGUAUCAGAAAGCACAGACUCAUCUGCUGCACCAUCUCCUUCAUCAUCACCCUCCUCAUCCUCAACACCAUCACUGUCACCAUCACCUUCACCAUCCUCACCGCCAUCGCCUUCACCAUUCACACACGCAUCAUCAUCACCUUCACUAAUAUCGUCCUCAUCCUCCUCACCAUAUUCAUUUCCCACCCAGUCUCAUUCAUCAUCAUCAUCAUCAUCCUACUCCUCCAUGCCUCCUUCCUCUCCCUCUUUGUCUCCAUCCCAAUUUCUGCUCCAGACCGAUUCUUCCUCAUCAUCCUUAUUGGGAUUUCCAUCCUCAUCUCCAUCCCUGUCUUCAUCUCAGGAAGAAGCAGUAGAACUGGGAGCUCCUGCUCAUCCUCCUCAAUCACAUGACCAAGGCGGCCCCUGGAACCCCCUUUCAUCUCCCCGCUGGGAGCCGGUGGAGCAAGCAGUCAUGCGGGGUGCUAAGGAAAAGGCAACGGGGCCUUUGAAUUAUCCUUCAUCACCCAGCGGAUCACCAGAGGAGGAAGAGCCUGCCUGGUCUCACUCCCUGGGCUCAGGGUCUCCCUUAUCUGGCAGCAUGGAGGAAGAAGGCGGCAGAGGAGGACUCAAUCUCAGCACCAUCACUCUGGGACCAGCAGUGGAGGGUGAACCCUGCGUGACUAACCCGUGUCUGCAUGGAGGGAAGUGUCUUCCUCAGGGAAAUGGCUACAGCUGCUACUGCCCACAAGGAUACACUGGGGAGAACUGUGAGAUCGACGUAGAUGACUGCCAGUCGGAUCCGUGUGAAAAUGGAGGCACUUGCAUCGACAAGAUCGACUCCUUCGUCUGCCUUUGUCUGCCCAGCUAUGGAGGAGACGUGUGCGAGAAAGACAUUGAAGAUUGCGAGCACGGCUGGAGGAAGUUCCAUGGCCACUGCUACAGGUACUUCAGCCACAGACACACUUGGGAGGAUGCAGAGAAAGACUGCAGGGAGCACAGCGCCCACCUGAGUAGUGUCACCUCUGUCAAUGAACAGGAAUUCAUCAAUGGUCUGGGUCAUGACAACGCCUGGAUAGGUCUGAAUGACCGCACAGUAGAGGAAGACUUCCAGUGGACUGAUGGCAUUGAUCUGGUGUAUGAAAACUGGAGGGAGAGUCAGCCCGACAAUUUCUUUGCGGGUGGAGAAGACUGUGUAGUAACCAUUACCCAUGAGGACGGCAAGUGGAACGAUGUGCCCUGCAACUACAACCUGCCCUACAUCUGCAAGAAAGGCACUGUGUUGUGUGGGACCCCGCCCGCAGUGGAGAAUGCCCACUUGGUUGGCCGGCGAAAGUCCCAUUAUGAUAUCCAUGCGGUGGUACGCUACCAGUGCUCUGACGGCUUCUACCAGCGCCACAUCCCUACAGCACGCUGCAGGGCCGAUGGAAGUUGGGAGCGUCCCAAGAUCAUCUGCACAAAAUCCCGACGAUCCCACCGAUACAGACGCCACCACCAUCAGCACAGAGACCGCCGCAACCAUCGGCGACACGGAGGAGAGGGGCACAGGGCCAGAGACGACACACACAGUCACUACUGA